CUUAGCUCCAUCUCUUUGGAUUUGAUUUUCUGCAAUGGCUGCUGCUGCUGCUUUCAUCUUUGUCUGCUCCUUCUUCUACUUCUUUGCUUCAUCAUCUCCUAUGCCUAUCCAUGGCGCCCACAGCACUGAGCCUCAGAUCACUGUCAUGGGGAUGGUUUACUGUGAUAUCUGCUCUAACAAUUCCUUCUCCCCACACAGCUACUUCAUCCCAGGUGUUGAAGUGAGAAUAGACUGCACCUUCAAAGCAAAUUCACCAAAAACAGCAGAGCAGAUAGUAUUCUCAGUGAACAGAACGACAAACAGGUUAGGAAUAUACAAGUUGGAGAUACCUACAGUGGAUGGGAUCGAGUGUGCAAGAGAGAAAGAGAUGGGAAACUUUUGCCGGGCUAGCCUAAUAGUGCAGAAUGGCCCAUCAUCAUCAUCAUCACCGUCAGCCUCUUGCAACCUUCCUGCAUCAACAACCACAACAGAAGAAGUGGCCAUCAAAUCCAUAACUGCCAAUACCUGCAUCUACAGCCUCAGCGCUUUGACAUUCAGACCUUCCACUAGAAAUGUUGCUCUCUGUGGGUCUUCUGCUAAAUAAGCAGUGGUGGCAGUUGGAGUCGCAUACGUGUGUGUCCUACCUUCGAUGUAAUAAUGCCAUACUUAGAGCAUCCUAAAAUGUGCAAGGUGCACAUGUGCCAUGAGUGAUAGGCACAUAAAUAUUACCAAAUAAAUUAUUUCUCUCCUUAUUUGAAUGAUUUUAUAUAAUUUUGGUAAGUUUUUCCCUGCAAUGUCAAUUGCAAUGUCAACAUUUAGACGGUCUCUUUGACAUUGUGGAGAAAAACUUACUAAAUCUGUAUAAAAUCAUUAAAAUAAGUAGAGAAAGAAUUUAUUUAUUAAUAUUUAUGUGGCUAUCUCUCAUGCCACGUGUGCACCGUGCACAUUAUACCAUUGGAGAUGCUCGCUCUUAGUGUGUCAACAUGGUUUCAUUUCUCUCUAAAUGUACUCGCACAUUAAUAGACCGGAGAAUUCAAAUUGAGAAUUAGAUUAGAGAAUUUAAAUUCGGGGAAUUUGCACCCCAAACAUGCAGAAACUUAUCUAAUCUAGAAUGACCAAAAC
This is a messenger RNA of Cuscuta epithymum, 1101 nucleotides long. The record is from the annotation of a GenBank genome assembly. NCBI's taxonomy places the organism in Eukaryota, Viridiplantae, Streptophyta, Magnoliopsida, Solanales, Convolvulaceae.